AUGGAGCCUGAUUUAACAGGAACGACGUAUGACAGUACAGACCCUGACUAUGCUGUGUGGGUACCACCAACAAAUCAAUCAGGGGAUGGAAAAACACAUCUCAAUGACAAAUUUGGUGGUGCAGGCUGGGAUUAUCCUAUCGAACUGUAUAGUGGUGUCAGCUGGGAUUAUCCUAUCGAACUGUAUAGUGGUGCUGACUGGGAUUAUCCUAUCAAACCGUAUAGUGGUGCCGGCUGGGAUUAUCCUAUCGAACUGUAUAGUGGUACCGGCUGGGAUUAUCCUAUCAAACUGUAUGGUGUUGCCGGCUGGAAUUAUCCUAUCGAACUGUAUAGUGGUGUUAGCUGGGAUUAUCCUAUCGAACUGUAUAGUGGUGCAGGCUGGGAUUAUCCUAUCGAACUGUAUAGUGGUGUCAGCUGGGAUUAUCCUAUCGAACUGUAUAUUGGCGCCGGCUGGGAUUAUCCUAUCGAACUGUAUAGUGGUGCCGGCUGGGAUUAUCCUAUCAAACUGUAUAGUGGUGUCAGCUGGGAUUAUCCUAUCGAACUGUAUAUUGGUGCCGGCUGGGAUUAUCCUAUCGAACUGUAUAGUGGUGCUGGCUGGGAUUAUCCUAUCGAACUGUAUAGUGGUGUCAGCUGGGAUUAUCCUAUCGAACUGUAUAGUGGUGUCGGCUGGGAUUAUCCUAUCAAACUGUAUGGUGGUGUCGGCUGGGAUUAUCCUAUCGAACUGUAUGGUGGUGCCGGCUGGGAUUAUCCUAUCGAACUGUAUGGUGGUGCCGGCUGGUGA
Pecten maximus is the source of this 780-nucleotide messenger RNA. RefSeq lists its product as uncharacterized. NCBI's taxonomy places the organism in Eukaryota, Metazoa, Mollusca, Bivalvia, Pectinida, Pectinidae. The coding region runs from base 1 to 780 and encodes 259 amino acids. The transcript is spliced from 3 exons. The record is from RefSeq and is a predicted model, not a curated record.